AUGGAGCCCGAAGAAGUCACUGGGAAAGAAAACAUGGGCACCAAGAAAAAGAAUCUGACCUUCUUGAGGCCCCGGCUCUAUAUGCUGGAGAGGAGGAAGACUGACACUGUGGUUGAGAGCAGUGUUUGUGGGGACCACUCGGGUACCUUGAGGAGGAGCCAGUCCGACAGGACCGAGUACAACCAGAAACUACAAGACAGGAUGAGUCCCCAGGCGGCCUGCGCGGGGCAGGCCCUGCCUCAGGAGGAGGCGCUGCAGACGCAGAGGAUGAUGGCCAGGCGCUCGAGGGUCAUCAGGGAGCUGAUCCAGACGGAGAAGGACUACCUCACGGACCUGGAGCUGUGCAUCAGGGAAGUGGUCCAGCCCCUGAGGAGCAAGCAGAUUGAUCAGCUGGACGUGGAUAGCUUGUUUAGCAAUAUUGAAUCCGUGCAUCAGAUAUCAGCCAAGCUGCUGUCAUUGUUGGAAGAAGCCACAGCAGACGUGGAACCGGCCAUGCAAGUAAUCGGAGAAGUGUUCCUGCAGAUUAAGGAGCCCCUGGAGGACAUUUAUAAAACCUACUGCUAUCACCACGACAGUGCGCACAGUGUGCUGGAGGCCUGCGAGAGGGAGGAGGAGCUGAAGCAGCACCUGAGCCUGUGCGUCCAGUCCCUGCAGAACAUAUAUAUGCAAGAAGGCAAGCCGAACCUAACAAACAUGAGCUCCCUGAUGAUCAAGCCGAUUCAGCGUGUGACGAAAUACCCCCUAUUGCUGUGCGAGCUUCGCAAUUCCACCCCCGCCUCUCACCCGGACUUCGAGGCCGUGGAGGAGGCCUUCGCCGCAGUGAAGGACAUCAAUGUCAACAUCAACGAGCUUAAAAGACGGAAGGAUUUGGUGCUGAAAUACAAGAGGGCCGAGGAGGACGGGUCCCUGAAAGAUAAAUUGUCGAAACUGAACAUUCACUCAAUUAGCAAGAAAUCCAAGAGAGUGACCAAUUAUCUCAGGAUGCUCACCAGAGGAGAAUCACAGGUGAAAGACAACACCUUUGAUAGAGAAGAAAAGCUAUUUAGAUCUUUAGAAAAGACUGUGAGGCUCUGUCUGAAGAACAUUUCAUUCUGUCUUCAACAUGUACAGGAUGCCAUGGGCUUAGCUCUGCAGAGUGUGCUGGAGCUCCAGGUGAUUUCAUGCACCAAAGAGGAGGAAGAAGGGGACCAUGUAGAAGCCCCCAGUAAUGCCCCAAAUCCCUGUGAUGACUUCGGAGCUCACUUGCAGAAGCUCGUCCUGACGCCCCUGUCCGCCCUGCUGGCCCUGUUCCCGGGGCCUCAGAAGCUGAUCCAGAAACGCUACGACAAACUGCUGGACUACAGCAGCUCCCUGAAGCGGGCGGCGGGACACGAGGCAGACCUGGCCCAGAAGGAGUUCGAGGCCCUCAACGCCCAGCUCGUGGAAGAGCUGCAGGUGUUCAACCAGGCGGCGCGGAAGAUCCUGCUGAACUGUCUGUGCAGUUUCAGCUCCCUCCUCAGGGACCAGGCGCUGGUGCUGCAGCAGCUUCACUCCACCGCGGGGCCGGUACCACUGUUGGUUUCAAACAUCUCUGAAGUGCAGAAUAGAGUACUGGAAGAGAUUCAAAAUCUGAAUUUUGUAAAGGAUAACAGUGCCACAUUUAUUGAGAGGAAACUUAGUUUUGAAAAGAAGAAGCCUGUGCAGAUUCUGCCAGAAGUGCCACGUCAAACUGACACUCACCGCUCCAAACUUCUAUCCACCUACAGUGCAGAGGAAUUGUAUCAAGCCAAGCGCAAGUGCAAUGCUACACAAGAAUAUGACAUAAAUCUUCUGGAAGGGGAGUUGGUGGCUGUGAUGGAGCAGAAAGAUCCAUUGGGGAGUACGAGCAGGUGGCUUGUUGACACGGGAAUUGUAAAAGGAUAUGUAUAUUCUUCCUUCCUAAAACCCUACAAUCCAGCAAAAGUACAGAAGAUGUAUGCUGAGAACAGGUCCUGCGAUGAUGAUUUUGAUAACAUCAGCCUCUUUGUGUCUCCGCGGCCAGCUAGGGACAGUGUCACAAGCACCCCGGAUGGUAGCAUAAGUGACAGCAGCUCAUCUCUUAGUGGCACAUGUGGAAAGUUUGAAACAAACGGCACUGAUGUUGACAGUUUCCAAGAGGUAGAUGAACAGAUUUUCUAUGCAGUUCAUGCCUUUGAAGCACGGAGUAGCCAGGAACUCAGCCUUCAGGUAUACCAAAGGGUCCAUAUACUUAGAUUUUGUGACCUAAGUGGCAAUAAAGAGUGGUGGUUAGCUGAAGCUCAUGGGCAAAAAGGAUACGUACCAGCCAACUACCUUGGGAAGAUGACUUAUGCUUAA
Miniopterus natalensis is the source of this 2334-nucleotide messenger RNA. It is a transcript of the gene ARHGEF38, whose product is annotated as Rho guanine nucleotide exchange factor 38. Gene Ontology annotation, molecular function: guanyl-nucleotide exchange factor activity; protein binding. NCBI's taxonomy places the organism in Eukaryota, Metazoa, Chordata, Mammalia, Chiroptera, Miniopteridae. Gene Ontology annotation, cellular component: cytoplasm. The record is from RefSeq and is a predicted model, not a curated record.